This is a messenger RNA of Apis mellifera (honey bee), 2325 nucleotides long. RefSeq names its product glucose dehydrogenase [FAD, quinone]. The record is from RefSeq and is a predicted model, not a curated record. The transcript is spliced from 9 exons. Gene Ontology annotation, molecular function: oxidoreductase activity, acting on CH-OH group of donors; flavin adenine dinucleotide binding. The coding region runs from base 246 to 2156 and encodes 636 amino acids. NCBI's taxonomy places the organism in Eukaryota, Metazoa, Arthropoda, Insecta, Hymenoptera, Apidae.
CUUCGACUAACGCGUGCGUCAAACCAACUAAUCUUUCUCAUACGUGUCAAUUCGAAGCGUUCUCGAGGUGAUUUCGGCGCGUCUAUUAAUUAACACGCGGCGACAAUUUUCCGACAAUUAACGGGGAAGAGUCGGACGGGUUGAACUCUACGCCUUCCUUCCUUCAAAUCGAAAUUUCAUUCAACACUUUUCUCUCGAUAUAACCAGUUUCUUUUUUCUCUCUCUUUCGUACUGACAGGAAAAAAAUGUCGUACAACCUGUCGAUCUCGCCCAUCUGCCCGGACCCGAAUCUGGGGCCGAGCCUCGCUCAGGUGUGCCCUGGGCCGCAAUUUUUGACGUUCAUGAGCCUGUUCAACACGUUCGCGCUCGCCAAGGAGGAGGUGUCGCUGCUGUGCCAACGUUUCGAGCCCGUGGAACCCGCCGAAUAUUAUUACGAUUUCAUCGUGGUGGGCGGAGGAACAGCUGGCUCCGUGGUGGCGUCCAGACUGAGCGAGCAGCGGGAAUGGAAAGUUUUGUUGCUCGAGGCUGGCCCGGACGAGCCGCCUGGCACGGAUGUUCCAAGCAUGGUUGCCAUGUUUCUAGGUAGCGACAUCGAUUGGGGUUAUCGAACGACGAACGAGAAAAACGCCUGUCUAUCCUCGGGCGGUUCGUGUUUCUGGCCACGUGGUAAAAACCUAGGUGGCACCUCGAGUCACAACGGCAUGAUGUACACGCGCGGCCAUCCCAAGGAUUACGACGAUUGGGCGGCGAUGGGCAACGACGGUUGGUCGUGGCAGGACGUCCUGCCGUAUUUCAUGUGCUCGGAGAACAACACGGAGAUCAAUCGAGUCGGGCGGAAAUACCACUCGACCGGCGGAUUGCUCAACGUGGAGAGAUUUUCUUGGAGGCCGGACAUUUCCAACGAUAUACUGGCCGCGGCGGCCGAGUUGGGAUACCCGAUCCCCGAGGAGUUGAACGGCGAUCAAUUCACGGGAUUCACGGUCGCGCAAAUGAUGAGCAAAGACGGUGUCCGACGGAGCACGGCCACCGCUUUCCUCCGCCCGUUCCGCAACAGGAGCAAUUUACAAGUGAUCACCAACGCCACCGUGACCAAGAUCCUGUUGAAGGAGAAGAAGGCGGUUGGCGUGCAAUAUUACAAAAACGGCGAGCUUCGCGUAGCGCGUGCCUCGCGGGAAAUAAUCGUCUCUGGCGGCGCUGUCAAUUCUCCUCAAAUCCUGCUGCUCUCCGGGAUCGGUCCAAAGGAGCAUUUGGAGGCAGUGAACGUGAGCGUGGUCCACGAUCUUCCAGGAGUGGGGGAGAAUCUGCACAACCACGUCUCGUUCACGUUGCCGUUCACGAUAAAUCGACCGAACGAGUUCGACCUGAGCUGGCCGUCCCUGUUGGAGUACAUCGCGUUCACGAAGGGCCCGAUCGCCUCGACGGGGCUCUCGCAACUCACGGGUAUCGUGUCCUCGAUUUACACGAGCGAGGACGAUCCCGAUCUCCAAAUCUUCUUCGGCGGUUACCAAGCGGCUUGCGCGACCACGGGCCAACUCGGCGCGUUGAUGGACGGCGGUGGCCGUCAUGUAAGCAUCUCUCCGACGAAUCUUCAUCCCCGCAGCAGAGGCAGCCUUCGAUUGGCGAGCAACGACCCGUUCGCCAAGCCAGUGAUCCACGGCAAUUAUUUGAGCGACCCGAUGGACGAGGCAGUCCUUCUCCACGGGAUUCGGAUAGCCCUGUCGCUGAGCAACACGAGCGCGUUGGCCAGGUACAACAUGACUCUCGCCAACCCCCCUCUCCCCGCCUGCUCCCAGCACACGUAUCUAAGCGACGACUACUGGAGGUGCGCCAUGCGCCAGGACACCGGCCCGGAGAAUCAUCAGGCCGGUUCCUGCAAAAUGGGCCCGGUCAGCGACCGGAUGGCGGUGGUCGACCCGAGGCUGAGGGUGCACGGCGUCGACGGUUUGCGCGUGGCUGACACGUCCAUCAUGCCCAAGGUGACGUCCGGGAACACGGCCGCUCCAGCGAUCAUGAUCGGCGAGAGGGCAGCGGCUUUCGUCAAGUCUGACUGGGGUGGCGCGCCUGCAAAAUGUAGCCCCCGUCCCGAGAUCGACAACUCGUUGGAUCUGUUGCUCUGGGGGAUCAAAUACAUCGACUGGGACCAGGGCGACUGGUAGUCAACGUCCUCGAGAUCUCACUAGAUCCGGACGACCGGUUUUAUCCCUUCGAUCGGGAGAAAGUAUUCCAGAUAGUUUCUUCUCCUUUUCAACAUCCACUCUUUGUAACAAACGUCGAGACCAAAGAAAUGUAAAUGCGGAUUCAAUAAAUUGAAUUAUUACAAUCCAA